Messenger RNA from Pieris rapae (cabbage white), 2538 nucleotides. Its product is annotated as esterase E4. The record is from RefSeq and is a predicted model, not a curated record. Bases 1 to 2337 code for a protein of 778 amino acids. Lineage: Eukaryota; Metazoa; Arthropoda; Insecta; Lepidoptera; Pieridae. The transcript is spliced from 5 exons.
AUGGGAAGGGACCAGAGAAUUACUAUAAACGAAAUUUCAUUGGUUAUAUUUAUUUAUUGUAUUUUUGUUAAUGACUUACUGUGUCUUUUAAUCCUAUCUAAUAAUAGAGUGUGUUCUUAUCAUUUAGUUCAUUUCAGUUGUGACUAUGCUAGAAUGUGGUCGUUAAUUUUUUUAUUUAUUUUUUCUGUGACAGCAGAGGAUUCUAAGACUGUAAAGUUGGAUUCAGGAUGGGUGGAGGGAAAGAAGUAUUGGAAUGGGGAUUAUUAUGAAUUCUAUGGAAUCCCAUACGCAUCUGUGCCAACUGGUAGAGAUCGGUUUAAGGCUCCCUUGCCUGUAACACCUUGGGAAAAUGUACUUUCCGCCAGUGACACCAAUAAGCGCUGUAAGCAGUGCUAUCACACUGAUGCUUCUGAUGAAGACGUUGUACUUGAUGGAGACGAGGACUGUCUCGUUAUAAAUGUCAUCACUCCAUUAAUAGCCAGUGAAACGAAUCCGGUACCCGUUCUAGUUUACAUUCACAGUGGAGCAUUCUCAGGUGGUACUGGAAAUAUGGCCAAAUUUACUUACUUAGCAAGGCACGACAUCAUUGUUGUAAGCUUCAAUUACAGAGUAGGAGCUAUCGGUUUCGCCUGUUUAGGUAAUGAGGAAAUACCUGGUAAUGCUGCGUUAAAAGAUCAAGUUGCCGCUUUGCGUUGGAUAAAAAGGAACAUAAAUAAGUUUGGAGGAGACCCCGAUAAGAUAACUUUAGCAGGAUUCAGUGUGGGUGCAUCUAUGGCAGAACUUCUUGCGCUGUCAAAGGCUUCGGAUGGAUUAAUAAAUCGUUUAAUAUUAGAAAGUGGUAGUGCGCUAGCCCCUUUUACAAUUAACCGAGAUCCAGUAAGUACUGCAUGGAAUAUAGCACAAGCAAUGGGUUACAAUGGUACUGCAAAUAUAGACGAGUUAACUGAAUUUUAUCUUAAUGCUAAUAUUAAAGAUUUAGCGCUCAAGAGUUUAAACUAUUUCCUACCAAAUAGUACAUUUGGUUUUGCGCCAUGCAUUGAAAGAGACCAAGGGCUUGAAAGGAUUGUAACUGAAUCGCCACUCGAUACUUUAAGAAAAGGAGAAUUCAAGAAAAUACCAGUUUUAACUGGUUUCUCUAAUAUGGAAGGUUUGAGUCGAUCAAUUAAGUUUGGAACAUGGAGAGAAGAAAUGAAUGAAAAUUUUGCUGAUUUCUUACCAGCUGAUUUAAAAUUUAAGACUGAGGAUGAAAAGAAUGAAGUUAUAAAUAAAAUUAAAAAGUAUUACUUUAAUGACAAGGUAAUUAAUCACGAAAGUCUUAAGAACUAUAUAGAUUACUUUUCAGAUGUUAUGUUCAAGUAUUCUAUCAUGAAAUCAGCUCAACUACACUCUUCUAUGUCUAAUAACCCUGUGUAUUUAUAUGAAUUUUCAUAUGUUGGAAAACUAAAUAUUCAACACAAUUAUAUGGAUAGAAUAAAAGGUGCGAGUCAUAGAGAUCAAACUGCGUAUAUCUUAGAUUUUUACGGUUUUACAAAUAAUUACAAAGACUUAACAACAAGAGAUAGAAUGACAACAAUGUGGACUGACUUCGCUCAAUAUGGAAACCCUACUGAAUAUGAAAGCGCACUACUUACUGUGAAGUGGCCAUCUUAUACAGAAAAAUCACCAAUGUAUUUAGAGAUCAACAAAAAUUUGCAAGUGAAAAAAGGACUUUUUACUGAAGGAUUUAAGUUUUGGGACCAAAUUUAUAAUAAAUAUCAUUGGAAUCCCCAACCAGUAAAUCCAGAAAUAAUACUACCUAGAAAAGACCAAAUUACAGCUGAAGUCCUAAAAGCAGAAACUAAAAAACAAUCACUUCCACCUCUAAAAGAAAGUAACAACGAUGAACAAGAUAAAAAAGGAAAGCAACUAAUUUCUGAUAAUAUUGAAAACACAACAGUUAACUCAAGUAAGGGACAAUCUAAAAAUAAAGAAAAGGAACAAAAUACUUCAGGUGAAAACAAAAUGGAUAAACAGCCCACACUUAAAAGUACUACAAUUAAAACCAAAAGAGGAAAAGAUGGUAAAAUUGUUAAAGAGGUUAUAACUGAGACUAAUCAAAACACUGAAAAAGCUGAAGAUGAUACUAAAGAUACGAAAGAUAUUAAAGAAAAUCCUCAAAAUGAGAAAUUAAAAACUGACGAAAAUAUCGAAAAUCAGUCAAAAUUGAAAAAAACUACAACUAAAAUUAAAAGAGGAAAAGACGGAAAACUUGUUAAAAAAGUUAUAACUGAGACUUAUCAAAACGGUAAUAAAGUUCAAACUGAGACUGAAACUAAGAACACAAAAGAUAAUAAAUAAAAUCCAUAAAAUAACAAAUAAAAGAUAGACGAUAAUGUAAAAGAAAAUCAAGAAGAUAAAAACUAAAACAAAGGGAAAAGAGAACGCCAAAAAAACACAACAGUAACGGUUGCAGCUGUUGUAUAACAUUACAAUAGUUUUAAAUGUUGUGUAAGUACUAAAACUUCGUAUUAAAUUUAUUUAAACGAAUUAAAUAAUAAA